AUGCACAACUCCAUCCUCUUAGCCGCUUGGGCUGGCGUUUCUUUUGUCCUCUACAAGAUCAUCUCCUCGAUCAUUAUCUCGCGCCGCCAUGCUGCUAGAGCACGUCAAUUGGGCUGUUUGCCCGCCCCUGAGACGAAGCAAUCUCCAUUCGAUCCCCUUGGACUCCAGAAUGUUGCCAAAAUAAUGAAGGCGGACAAACAAUCCCGUAUACCGCAGUAUUUGAAAGAUCGCGUCGAUGAUGCGUGCGCGAGGGAAGGCAAGAUCAUCAACACAUUCCAUCAAAAAAUCAUGGGCGCAGAGGGAUACUUCACAGUGGAACCAAGAAACAUCCAGGCUAUACUGGCCACGCAAUUCAAGGACUACGGAUUAGGAGAAAGGCGAAACGGGAACUUUGCUCCACUACUCGGCCAUGGCAUUUUUUCCAGCGACGGCGAGCAAUGGGCGCAUGCGAGGUCACUACUUCGGCCACAGUUCGCUCGCGACCAAGUCAGCGACUUGGACCUUGAGGAAGAACAUAUGAAGAACAUGAUGCGCGUACUGCCUACCAACUCAGACGGCUGGACAGAUGUCACAGACCUAAAGCCGCUCUUCUUCCGCCUGACGCUCGACAGCGCCACAGAGUUCCUCUUUGGCGAGAGCGUUGACUCUCAGCUCGCAUCACUACCCGACUACAAGUCUAGUAAGCCCCCAAUGGCUGUUAACGAGCAAGACUUUGCCACGUCCUUCGACCAGGCGCAGAACACCAUUGCCCAAGCUAGCCGCCUUGGAGAGGCCUACUGGCUCGUAUACGACAAGACGUUCAAAGACCACUGCAAACGCUGCCACGAGUUCAUUGACCACUACGUCCAACUCGCAUUGUCAAAGGAGAAGGGUACUAUCCAGGAGAAGUCGCAUGGCAAGCAAAAAUACGUCUUCCUUGAUGGACUUGCGGAAUCUACCCGCAACCCCAUCGAGCUUCGCGAACACCUGAUAUCAAUUCUACUAGCCGGUCGCGACACCACGGCAUCGCUACUGUCGUACGUUUUCAUGCUCCUUUCAGAGCACCCAGAAGUCUACAACGCCCUACGCAGCGUUGUGUUGGAGACUUUCGGCACCUAUUCGAACCCCAAGAACAUUACUUUCGAGUCGCUGAAGUCUUGCAACUAUUUGCAGUGGGUUUUGAACGAGACUCUGCGUCUUUACCCUGUCGUCCCUGUUGAUGGUCGCCGUGCCCUCAAGGAUUCUACCCUUCCCGUGGGCGGUGGUCCAGAUGGCACAGCACCUCUCUACGUCAAGAAGGGCAUGCAAAUAGACUACAGUGUAUACAUCAUGCACCGUCGUGCUGAUCUUUGGGGUCCCGACGCUGAAGAAUUCCGACCUGAGCGCUGGAACGGAAGGAAGAGUGGGUGGGAGUAUCUUCCUUUCAACGGCGGCCCAAGAAUCUGCAUCGGGCAGCAGUUUGCCCUGACAGAAGCUGGGUAUGUAGUUGUAAGGUUGAUGCAGAGGUUUGAGGCGAUUGAGGGUGUUGGUAAUACUUGGGAGCCGAAGGAGAAGGGUGGUAUGGGUUAUGUCAGGAAUGGGCUCAGCUUGACGACAUGUCCCGCGGAUGGUGUUAAGCUGAGGUUGAAGGAAGCCAAGGAGUAA
This is a messenger RNA of Alternaria incomplexa, 1623 nucleotides long. RefSeq lists its product as uncharacterized. The record is from RefSeq and is a predicted model, not a curated record. The coding region runs from base 1 to 1623 and encodes 540 amino acids. The transcript is spliced from 2 exons. Gene Ontology annotation, molecular function: oxidoreductase activity, acting on paired donors, with incorporation or reduction of molecular oxygen, reduced flavin or flavoprotein as one donor, and incorporation of one atom of oxygen; iron ion binding; heme binding. Lineage: Eukaryota; Fungi; Ascomycota; Dothideomycetes; Pleosporales; Pleosporaceae.